AUGGCGCUAUCAGGCGACAAUCUUGCGAGUCUCCUCGCCGCGCCCGCCCUAGAUCAUCCGGAAGGUAUCGUGCCCAACUUCGACAAUCCUCCCAACAAGAAUGGGCUCGCUUGGUUUGUUACCACGUUUUGCAUGGCUAUCGCAACCCUUUGCCUCCUAAUUCGCGCUUACGCUCGCAUUAUAAUGCUAAAGCAGCCUGGAAUUGAAGAAGGUAUCGUAGUUGGCAUUGUCCUCGUGCUAUGGUUCGAAGCCCUGCUGACAUUUUUUCCAACAGUUCUUAUGCUCUUCGCUUAUGGGGCCUAUUGGGGGACAGCUUAUGCUGGUUAUGCCAUGAUAUUUACACCGGGAUACUACGUCCACACUUGGGAUCUGACCAAUGGCGAUUUGGUCAGGCCUCUUUAUGUUGGUUACCUCGACAAUUGCUCCGGGUACUUGUCUAACAUCCUCCAGUUGAUCCUUGUAUACGGAAGCAGCUAUUCAGCUGUCAUGCCUUUGCUGAAGUCUGCGAUAUUAUUAGACUGGUGCCGCGUGCUGGUCCCGGAUAGAACAAGGAAUACGUUUUGGUGGGGUUGCAUGGCUAUCAUAACGCUUCAAGUCGUCUGGGGAAUCACCUGUAUAGUUCUAUUGAACAUGCAGUGUGUCCCUCAUGCUGCCAUCUACGAGUUCUAUCUGGAGUCCAAGUGCUAUUCCCUGUCCAGCGUCAUGCUCACCUCGGCAAGUGUCCAGGUGUUUACGGACUUUACCAUGGUAUUGCUUCCCCAAAGGAUCAUAUGGGGUCUAAAUAUGAAUUGGCACAGGAAGAUAGGGAUUUCUCUCAUAUUCGGAGUCGGCAUUCUUGCCUGUGUCGGGGCAAGUGUGCGCCUGUCAACGACGGUGACGUUUGCCCACGAGUCCGAUACCAUGUAUUACAUCGGGCCCCUUCUGUUCUGGGCCUGCGCAGAGAUGACCUGCGGGUUCUUCAUUCUCUGUGUUCCCUGUCUACCUAAAGUUCUCAGUGAAUCUGGCAUUUCAAGGACCAUCAGCAGUGCCUUCAAACUGAGCAAUAAGGCUUCUACCGGGCCCUCGGAGUCUGAUCCGAAACAUGGGACACCUGGCUCGUCACGCGAUAGGUUUAAAUCUGUGAAGAUUCUGGGCAGAUACCGUCAGAUGGAUGACGAUGGGAUACCUCUGGGCAACACCCAGGCCUCGGAGUCUGACGAAGAUUAUCUGCAGCAUGGCCAUGAUGUUGUGGAUAGGAGUGGCGAAAUAGGAGUCACGCGUACCACACAUAUCACUGUCAGUUCAAGUUUCGCUACUGGUGCAAACGAUAGCGAGAGUAGCAUACCCUGGAAGGGGUAG
Molecule: messenger RNA, 1338 nt
Organism: Neoarthrinium moseri
Lineage: Eukaryota; Fungi; Ascomycota; Sordariomycetes; Amphisphaeriales; Apiosporaceae
Exons: 3
Coding region: 1-1338 (445 amino acids)
Source: RefSeq, a predicted model, not a curated record